GCUGAGCAUUCCACAAGUCCAGGGAGGCCCAGCCAGACGGCUCCCCACGCUGUAAAUGAGGACAAUGCCUGCUGGCCCACGUGGGGAGGGGAUGUAGAGGGCAGUGGCGCCAGCCACUCCUGGCACCAUGGAUGAUGCUGCGGUCCUAAGGAAAAAGGGUUACAUCGUGGGUAUCAACCUUGGCAAGGGCUCCUACGCAAAAGUCAAAUCAGCCUACUCUGAGCGCCUCAAGUUCAAUGUGGCGGUCAAGAUCAUUGACCGCAAGAAAACGCCCUCCGACUUUGUGGAGAGAUUCCUUCCUCGGGAGAUGGACAUCCUGGCAACUGUCAAUCAUCGCUCCAUCAUCAAGACCUACGAGAUCUUCGAGACCUCGGAUGGGCGAAUCUACAUUGUCAUGGAGCUUGGGGUCCAGGGCGACCUCCUCGAGUUCAUCAAGUGCCGGGGAGCCCUGCAUGAGGAUGUGGCACGCAAGAUGUUCCGCCAGCUCUCCUCAGCCGUCAAGUACUGCCACGACCUGGACGUUGUCCACCGAGACCUCAAGUGCGAGAACCUUCUCCUCGACAAGGACUUCAACAUCAAGCUGUCCGACUUUGGCUUCUCCAAGCGCUGCCUGAGAGACUGCAGCGGGCGCAUCAUCCUCAGCAAGACCUUCUGUGGGUCGGCGGCGUACGCGGCCCCCGAGGUCCUGCAGGGCAUCCCCUACCAGCCCAAGGUCUACGACAUCUGGAGCCUGGGCGUGAUCCUCUACAUCAUGGUCUGCGGCUCCAUGCCCUACGACGACUCCGACAUCAAGAAGAUGCUGCGCAUCCAGAAGGAGCACCGCGUGGACUUCCCGCGCUCCAAGAACCUGACGGGUGAGUGCAAGGACCUCAUCUACCGUAUCCUGCAGCCAGACGUCAACCGGCGGCUGCACAUCGACGAGAUCCUCAGCCACUCGUGGCUGCAGCCCCCCAAGCCCAAAGCCAUGUCUUCCGCCUCCUUCAAGAAGGAUGGUGAGGGCAAGUAUCGGGCCGACUGCAAACUGGACACACGGCCGGGCUCAUGCCCCGAGCACCGGCCUGAGCACCGGCCCGAGCACCGGCCCGAUCACAAGCUGGGGGCCAAAACCCAGCACCGGCUGCAUGUGGUGCCCGAGAACGAGGACAAAAUGGAGGACAGGCUGGCAGAGACCUCCAGGGCGAAAGACCACCACGUCUCCGGAGCCGAGGUGGGGAAGGCAGGUACCUAGGGUGCCGAUGGCUGGGGGGCGUGGUGCACGGUGGCGCCCACGUAAACUAAGUAGGCAGGUAGGAGCUGAAGAAGGCACAGGUGCAAGGAACAAGUAAAAUCUGUCAAUUAAACCACUAUUUUGAUUA
Molecule: messenger RNA, 1355 nt
Organism: Eptesicus fuscus (big brown bat)
Lineage: Eukaryota; Metazoa; Chordata; Mammalia; Chiroptera; Vespertilionidae
Gene: TSSK2
Product: testis specific serine kinase 2
Exons: 1
Coding region: 128-1228 (366 amino acids)
Biological process (GO): cellular response to glucose starvation; protein phosphorylation; intracellular signal transduction
Molecular function (GO): protein serine/threonine kinase activity; ATP binding
Source: RefSeq, a predicted model, not a curated record